Cladocopium goreaui is the source of this 318-nucleotide messenger RNA. Lineage: Eukaryota; Dinophyceae; Suessiales; Symbiodiniaceae. The record is from the annotation of a GenBank genome assembly.
CUCAGAAUGCCUCGAAGCCGCUGGACGGCCCAGAACGUAGUUUGCCCAUGGUGAAGGCCAUCCGGCCCACCAAUCCGAAAGUGGCAGCGGCCAAGGCCACCAACGUACUGGGCAAAGGUCAUGUGGACAAUGCCAGCCGGCAGCAGGUGGUGGACGAACUCAUAGAUUGUCAGCUGGAAGACAACUUGAAGGACGUAGAUUUGGCCAAUGAUCCGUCCAAGUUCACUCUGCCAUGUUUGAUUGGCGCGCCCAUGAUUCGAUGCUCCCCAUGGGUUCUAGAGCCAGAGACGGGGAGCACAACCCUUUGGAGUAAGAAGG